This is a messenger RNA of Lytechinus pictus (painted urchin), 5256 nucleotides long. RefSeq names its product integrator complex subunit 7-like. The coding region runs from base 1 to 2982 and encodes 993 amino acids. The transcript is spliced from 20 exons. The record is from RefSeq and is a predicted model, not a curated record. NCBI's taxonomy places the organism in Eukaryota, Metazoa, Echinodermata, Echinoidea, Temnopleuroida, Toxopneustidae. Gene Ontology annotation, cellular component: integrator complex. Gene Ontology annotation, biological process: snRNA 3'-end processing.
AUGGAUGACGAUGAUGAUGAUGAUGGAGGAGGUAGAGAAGAGAAAGCAAAGUCAAAGAAGAUGAAGAAGACAAAGAGAAGUAGAUCUAGACUAGACCUACAGAAGACAGAUGCUACAUGUCUUCAUUCCAGCAAAGCUGGGGAGCAGUGUGAAGCUAUUGUUCGGUUUCCCAGACUGUUUGAGAAGUAUCCCUUCCCCAUCCUAAUCAACUCGGCAUUUCUCAAGCUAGCUGACGUCUUCAGAGAUGGAAAUAACUUCUUGCGUCAGUGUGUCUUGAAGGUCUCUCAGCAGAGCGUGAAGCAUCUUGAUAAGAUUCUCAAUGUGGAUGAGUUUGUGAGGAGGAUAUUCUUUGUCAUCCACAGCAAUGAUCCUGUGGCAAGGGCCAUUACUCUCAGGGUUCUUGGUAGCAUAGCUCCAAUCAUUGCAGAACGUAAACGGGUCCAUCAUAGCAUCCAUGCUGGUCUGGAUUCUCAUGAUCUUGUUGAGCUGGAGGCAGCCAUCUUUGCUGCCUCUUGCUUUGCAGCAGAGUCUAAGACAUUUGCUUCCGGUAUCAGCAACAAACUGGUCCAGUUAAUAGAAGGUUUAGCUACACCUAUUGACAUCAAGAUGAAGCUCAUCCCUAUCUUCUGUCACAUGCACUAUGACAGUGAGCUGUCUGGUAGCGUGCGUCACAUGUGUCUGCGACUCCUGGAGUCCUAUCCUGCAGAGAGUUUCUUGACCGUCACCCUGGACACCCUGACAGACCUUGCUGCUGCUUCACAUAUACACAUCCCUGAUCAGGUUGAUCUGUUGUUAGGUUACCUUGAAAACGACAUCCGACGUUCCAUCAAGUCCAUCUGCAUCGCCAAGCUCCAGACCCUGGCCCACAAGGCACCCCAUGCUUGGUCCCAGGCCAAUGUUGACUCCCUGUGUCUGUUCUGCAAUGCUGACCAGGAGAAGAGGCUGGUUGUUGGUUGCCUAGAUAUCCUCAGGGUACUGUCCUCAUCGCCGGCGUUCCUGACAUCUGAUACAGAUGGCUCGGUCCGAGAACUGUGCAAGAAUCUCUUGACACACUGGGAAGUAUGCGUAACCUCCAGGGCCCUUCAGGUUCUUAUCAGGCUCAUGUGUCGACAGGGAGGACUCGUUGACGAAAAGGUGAAGGAUGGUAUCGAGGAUGUCAGUGUUGCCAUGGAGACAGUUGCCACUCAGUGCCUCAUGGAGGAAGGCUCAAAAUCUGCUGGGAAGAGUCUAAAGAUCACAUUAGAAAGCAUACACAGUCUGUGUAAGGCAUGUCCGUCACAAACAUCCAACUUCAUUGAGAUGUUAGCCACAAACUUGUCAUUAGCACCAGAUGUUGAGAGUAGUAUCUUGAUGUGUCACUGCCUGGCUAGCCUGUCUGAGAUCAAGCCCAAGUUCCUGGUCCAGAACAGGGAUAUCCUCCAAGACCAGUUCAGUCUGGUCCUACAGAAGGAAGAGAGUGGAUCAGAUGGAGACCAGAGAGUUUACCUAGUUGCACUUGCAGUGCUGUUGCUGAUUGAAGAGAAGACUUCGAAGCAGACUUUUAUUGAGGACAAAGCUGUGUUCUUAGCUGAAUGUAGACCUUGGGUUGCUUACCGAAUUGCUAGGCAAGCUACAAGAGUGGGUUGUCACAAGACUGCAAGUAAAAUCUUCAAGAAUCUAACUACACAGGUUGCCUCUGAGCAUUUCUAUUACUGGCUUGGCUCUUUGGAGGUCCUGAGUCAAGCAGAAGCCUACCUUAUGGAACUCAAGACUGAGAUUGAUCCAAGCAAUGCUGCUAAACUCUCCAGAGCUCUGCAGGAAUAUGAGAGUGGACUCGCUGCUUUAAAGGCUGGAGCUACACCUAACCAUCCCCUCAAGUUCCAGACAGAGUUUGCCCGUCUGAGAGCUGACUGGCUUCACACGUGUCUUGUCCUAAUGACAAACCUAGCCAGCAUCAGGACCUGCCCUCCACCUGCCAUAGCACCAGCUGUUGCCAUGACGACUGGACAAGAUCUUCUGCGCUGUGGUCACAUGGCUACUCAGAUGCAGAAGUCGUCCCAGAGACUGCAAUCUUUGGCUGAUAGCUAUGCUGAUCUAUACCUAUCAUCAUUUGAUGCUGACAUGGUCACUCUGAGUAGCAUCAAGAUUCUUCAGAGGCAUUGUCUUCUCCUAGUGUAUCUGAUUGAUGCCCUUAUACUCAACAGUUCAUCAUACAGUGGAAAGCACAUGAUCCAGCAGGAUCUGUUAGGGUCAAGCAAUGCUGGUGACCAUGGCAAUGACCUGAUGGCUGAAAGCAGUAGAGUGACCAAUCAGAUCCUUGCUGACCUUCAGACUGUGCUGGAAGAGACUGAAGGCAAUUCAGUAUCACAUCAGCAUACUGAGUGUAUACAAAGAGCAUCUCUAGCUCUUCUCAAGAUGUCCUUUGGGUUUCCUAGAUACUUCUACCAGGCUCUUCAAUCCACCAGUAUCAAGCUGAAUCUAUCUCCAUCACCCAGAGCUUCGGGUGAACCUGUAUCCAUAGCAACCAACACUCAUCUUGCUCUCAAAGUAGAAGGUGUCAUUCAGCAUGGCUCUCAACCAGGACUGUUUCGAAAAGUAGACCAAAUUGUCAUCAAUGUGAACACCACUUCUUCAUCCAACAACAAAACUGAGGAAAAACAACAAGAGACUGGACCAAAGGAAAUUGAAUGCCGCAUCACCCCGCACAAUGACUACUUCAGCCGUCAAGUCCUCCUGUUGUUCCCAACGGUCGGUCUUCAUUCCAUCAACGUUGAGACCAGUAUAGCCGAUGAAGAUGGUCAGCUCUGGAGGACGGGGCCUAAGACCAGUCUAGCGGUCAAGGCUUAUGUUGAUGGUGUGAUACAGCCUCAGCCCCAGCAGCAGUCAUCAUCACAGCAGGCAGGACACAGUCGUAUGCUGGCUGGACGAUCCACCCGCCUACCGAGUACCUCCAUGGGUGGUGGGAGUAGUAAGAUGAAAGACUUUGGUGAAGACAUCCUGUAGGAGUCACUGAUGUGUACAUUUUACAACUCAUGUGUUUGAAGGAAAGGAUUCUUUUUUCCAAAGCAAUUCAUUUCAUGGAAUGAUGGUCCUUAGCUGGAAGAAAGACAAGAUAAAGUUGGAAAACUAUGCAACCAUUGCCACAUGCUAUGACAGAAGUACAUUUUAGUAAUAUGGACAUCUUGAAAUUGCCAACAAUAUUUCAUUAGCUGCAGAUCUUCAUUUUGGAUUACUAUUUUUUCUUGGCUCAAUAACACAAACGAGUGAAGAGGUUUCAUGGCACAACAUGUAUUCUUUUGUGGGCAUGUGCAUGAUCAUUUGCUGAGUUUGGAAGCGAGGAGCAAGCGUGUACUUGCUACUAACAUACACCUCUUGUAAUUGUAGUAGCAAGAUGUUCAGUGCGAGUAGGACAUCUUGAAGCAAUGCCCAAGUUGACUCGGAGUCAACAGCCAAUCUGAACAAAAAUUUGUCUAGAUUUGCAUUUCUUUGGACUAAAUAAGCACUUAUCCUAUUCUGUAUAUUUUGAAUGAUAGCUUGAAGCAAGAAUUAAGUUGGCUAGAAUGAAAUGCCAACAUUCUUCAUUGUAAUAAAAUGAUGAGAAUGAAAAUCUCAGCCAAUAGUGUGUGCCUGAAAGAGUCUUUGAAUUGGAUUAUUAUAUUGCUGUAUUUGCCCUUGCAUGACUAUAAGAAACAAACUGGUGCACAUGUAUACAGGUAAAUAUAUCAUUUAUUCAUAAUUUCUUUUUUACAAAAAAUGAAAUAUACAUAAAUUUACAUCCAUUUUAAUGUAUUUUUUAAGGACAAGUCCACCUUAACAAAAAGAGAAAAAUCCAACAAGCAUAACACUGAAAAUUUCAUCAAUCAAUGUGGAAUUAGCAUUGUUAUGGUUCAGUCAAGUUGGUCCUUAUUGACAAAUCUAUAAAUGAAAAUCAUUUUUUAUAAAUUUGACAAUAAGGACCAACUUGACUGAACCAUAUAGUAUUAAACAAUGCUAAUUCCACAUGUUCAAGGAGGGAUUAAUCGUUGUAUCACUUGACAAUGAGAAAAUUAGAAUAUUUAUAAUAAAAUACAAAAGAAAUAGUGAGUGGAUGACAUCAUAGUCUCCUCAUUUGCAUACCAGCCAGGAUGUGCAUAUAACUGUUUUGUGAAAUUAAGCGAAACUUUAAAAUGUCAUAACUUUCUUAUUUUACAUCCGAUUUUGAUGAAAUUUUCAGCACUAUGCUAGUUUGAUUUUUCUUUAUUUAUUCAAGUCAGCAUUUUCCUGGGGUGGACUUGACCUUUAACAUCUAGAUCUCUAUACAUACCCUAUGCUCAAAAUUCAAUAUUUAGAGUUGUAUAAGAUUUUACAUCCCUCAAAGGUUAUGACUAGAAGUAUUUUUUAUCAGCUUCAUAAAAAAAAACUAGAAUCAUACGGCUAUGCUUGUGAUGUUAUAAUAGGCAGAUGUUAAAAGCAGGGAUUUGAAAUAAAAUACAAAUUCGAAACUCAAGUAUUCACAAUGAAAUGAAAAAUCAAUCUUGCUAAACAUACUACCCUCAUGUUCACUGCUGUAUGCAUUACUUGUAUACUGUAGGAAGAUGGAGCCAGUAAAAUUGUUUCAGUCAACAUAACGUAAAUGUUAGGCUUGAGAUGUUCAAAAUUUGCAAAAUUUUCAUAUUUUGCAUCUUUAAAUCCAUAUUCCCUAGAAAUUGUUUUGAUGAAGUUGAAAACUAUCAAGAAAAAGAAUAAUAUUCAUUUUCUCUUGACUCUAAAAUGUUUUAUGAUGUUACGCUAAUUUGUAAUUAUUGUAGUCCCACAUGUAGACCUUCAUGGUAUUGCAACAUUUCUCACUGAAAUCUUUGAAAGAGGUGAAUAUUCUUCAUUUUUUCAGUAAAUUUCCAAUUAAAUCAAAAUAAUUUCAAGGAAAUAUGAAAAUUAGAUUGCCAUUUCAUGAAUAUAAAGAUGUGAACUUUCAGCAAUUUUUUGGGAAGGUUUUUUUUUUCCCCUUGGCCUUGGGUCUAUAUGUGGUUGUCAAAAUAGGUAUAAACAUUUGCUUUGAACUGCAUUUUGACGCGGCCUUAGUAAACAUAAGCAUGAGUCUGAUAAAGAUCUUUAAAUGGAAAAUUCACCCUGACGAAAAGUUGCAAAAAUACCAGAAAAUCCAUUAAAGUCUUGUGCGGUCACCCCAAUGCAUGCAAUUGUCAAAAAGUGCUUUGCCUGAAAUCUAAAUAAAUAUAAGUACUGGAGCUGACAAGUUCUUAGCCAUAGUAAUCUCCUUGUAGUCCAGCUGAAUUAAACACC